This is a messenger RNA of Schistocerca piceifrons (Central American locust), 5139 nucleotides long. Its product is annotated as zinc finger protein ZIC 5. Gene Ontology annotation, molecular function: calcium ion binding. The coding region runs from base 1 to 1434 and encodes 477 amino acids. The record is from RefSeq and is a predicted model, not a curated record. NCBI's taxonomy places the organism in Eukaryota, Metazoa, Arthropoda, Insecta, Orthoptera, Acrididae. The transcript has 7 exons.
AUGGAUCUACACUACUCCAAAGCAACUGUCAAGGGCCGCGCCGGCAGAGUGCGCCCGCGGCUGCCGGCGGCGUGGCCACUGACGGGGGCGGGACGUGCUCAAGCGGCCGGCCCGCUAACAACCUGCUGCGGGGGCGGAGGAGGCGGCAGCGGCAGCGGCGGGGCGGCGUACCUCUCCUCAGCCCGGCCGAGGCCGCGCCGCCAGUGGGAGGCUGGGACCGUGGCUAGCGAGUGCGAGGAGCGCCCGGCGCCGGCGCCGCCCCCGCAGCCGCUGUGCGCGGCGGCGGCCGCGAGGCUCCACGGCGGCUGGCGGCGGCCCCCGGCUAGCGGCCAGCCCUCCGCCCCAAGCGCCACGGCCAAGCUGCAGCUCUGCCUGCGGCCGCCCGCCGGGGGCGGCGGGGGCGGCGGCGGCGGCUUCGGCCAGCGCGUCGCUGACCUGCCCGGCGGGCCCCCGCCGCCCGAAGACGGCGCCUUCCUGGCGACGCCGCUCAAGCCGGGCCCCGGCGCCAGCCCCGCGGGGGCGGCGUCGGCGUCGGCGGCGGCUCAGGCGCGCGUGCAGCGGCGGCGCGGAGGCCUGGGGCGAGACGUGCGCGGCAGCCCCCGCCUCGGCGGCCGGGAUCCCGCGCCCUGCCCCCGCGCCGCCCCCGCCGCCCCUCGCAUCGCGCCCACCGCUGCCGCCGCCGCCGCCGCCACCACCACCGCCCACGCCACGCACGCCCCCGCGCAGUCUCCGCCGCCCGACAGCGAGCAGGGCGAUCCGCCUCCCAGGAAGGUGCGCCGGCCCUUCUACCGGCGCUUCCUCAGCUACGUAAAGCAGGCGUGGACCGGCGUCAAAUUCGCUCUAGACCCUGAGCUGGAGGACCUGGAGACGCCGCCGCGCUACCGGCCGGACAGCCUGGAGGCGCUGUGCAAGGCCACGCGCUUCACCGAGGACGAGCUGAAGCGCAUCUACCGCGGCUUCAAGGCCGAGUGCCCCACCGGCGUCGUGCGCGAGGACACCUUCAAGGGCAUCUACUCGCGCUUCUUCCCACAGGGCGCGAACGCCGGCCACUACGCCCACUACGUGUUCAACACGCUGGACCAGGACCACAGCGGCCUGCUCAGCUUCGAGGACUUCGUGGUGGGGCUGAGCAUUCUGUCGCGCGGCACGCUGGACGAGAAGCUGCGCUGGACGUUCUCGCUGUACGACAUCAACGGCGACGGCUGCAUCACGCGCGACGAGAUGACCGACAUCGUCACCGCCAUCUACGAGCUGACGGGGCGCCUGGUCGAGCCCUCGGCCGACGACGCCACCGUCAACGACAAGGUCGAGCGCAUCUUCCAGAAGAUGGACGCCAACAAGGACGGCGUGGUGACGCUGGAGGAGUUCCUGGACUGCUGCUCGCGGGACGAGGACAUCUCACGCUCGAUGGCGGUCUUCGAUUCGGCCUUCUGAUCGCCACCGCCGGCAGCGAGUUUCGCAGCCACCGCGGCUGCAGCACCUCAUCCCGGACUCCGAAGAACCGGCUUUUUCUUUUGGAUCUGAGAGGCGCCUCUGUUCAGAAAUAUAGCAGCCCCAUGGAUUCGGAAUGGAACGUCACUUUUUGAACGAGACGGGGAUAUAUUUUCUUUGUCGUAUUCUACAGGCACGAUGGGAGCGACAAUCUCACUUGCACCAAGCAGUUGUCGUAAUUCGGACCUGCUGAUUACUUUUUUCUGAUUAUCGCUUACUUUUAUGUUGUUCGUACUUGGUGUACCAAAUUACAGUAUUCUUUUAUUUUGCAAAAUUGCUCCUCUGAACUCUAAGUUUAUCCUGCUUUUGUGUAACUUGAAAUUACCAAACUGAACUCUCCUGAGAUACUUAUUUAGAUUAUAAACGAUAAAAAUAUGUCAUUUCGUGACGCAGACAUCCUCAUAUUCAAUACAUUUGUCUAACUGUUCCACCAAAUUUUUUAUUUCAUGGCAAAAAAUUGUUUUUGCUUGUGGCCAGAGAAGAAAUGCACCCGGAUCGUAAUUUUCCCAGGUAGAUUUGGUCCCAUGAAACAGUUCUAGGAAGAAAUCUAUUUCAGUGUUACUUAGCUUUAGGAUGGUUUCGAAGCCCCGCACACGCAAUCUGGUUUCCCAAUGUACAACGUGCGGCGUAUGAAACUCCUGAACAAGGAUCGAUGUGCAUCUGAUGUUCUUCUCACAGUAUUAGGACGGUCAGUGUGGUGGACAACGACAGUUGUACUUUUGUAGUUAAACGGAUCUGCCCGUUAGUACAUCAUUAGUCCGCAGUUAUCGUCAUACUUUCCCAACAUUCUUUAUGAAUUCAUCGAGAUUUUAUGGCGUCACAAAAAUCAUUUAACAGCUUUAUGUUCUACGGUGCACAAGGAAUAGCGCCAUGGCUUCUUAUUAAGCCGAGGGUGCCAUCUGUCAGCAAACAAAACGCAUUUUUAAAGAAUGUUUAUUUCUCUCGGGGGAAUUUGAAAUGGUCGGAAACUGCAAAUGGAGUAAUCAUUUUGAAUUUCGUGUUACUUUUUGCCGAAUGUCCGUCAAAGUAGAGUGUUAUGGUUAUACAGUUUCAUAGUAGAAAGACACCUCACGAACGAAUCGCUCCUUUUGUGCUUGUAUCAAACCAGUAACUGGAGGUUUGAAUUCCUCUCUUCGUAUCAUACAAAGAGUCGGUCAGCACAUGACAUACAUUAUUUUUCGACCACUGACGUGUAAAAACUACUGCGUAUUUUCCUAAGUAGAUUUGUUAAAUUACUCGAGAGUCAAGUAGGAAGUAGUACUGCUCCGAGGAAGUAAAUAUAUUUUUGUAUUGCAGUACCACAUAUCGUAAUUGGCAUCCCAGAGGAGCGUAGCAGGCGUGCGGUAGCCAACAGAUGAAUAACUAGAAUGACCCCACUAAAUGCGAGUGAGUUUACUACCCGACACAUCUGACCGUCACCUGGGUCUUGGAUUUGUCUGUUCAGAUUUGUAGAAUACGACCUGCUGCCGGUGAAUUAGUGAUAACUAGUUUAACACUACACCACUAUUUUUCAGUUUGCAGAUUAAGUUACGUACGCAAACUGCAGCUAGACAGUUGCAAUAAAUUUCAAAUUUUAACGCCAUGUAAAAACGUGGUUGCAGUAAAUAUGUCGUGAGAAACACCAAACAGCCACAAUUAAGGUAUAAAUCAUUUAUUCAAAGAGCACCCAUAUUCCUACAGGUUCUACGGGAUUUGUUUGUUGAGAUCUCGUCAUGUGCAUUUUUAUCAUCGAAGCAUCAUUUUUAAGUGGCCACCAGGCAGAGCCAGUAUAACACUAAUUUACGUACAUACUCGAUAUGUUUUUGAUGUAGAAUUUAAUGAAGUACAGAUAACAAGCCCUUGUUGCUAAUCACUUAACGACAUAACACGUAACAAAGUGUCAAACUUCGUUUGUCUCUGUGGCCCCAAAGUAACGGAGCUCAAUAGAAAUCUGACUUAAAACUUUUUUUCUAAGAGUUCAAUUUAAAGAUAAAUAUCUUCGCCAGUCUCUGCCGUCAUGAGAGACAAUGCAGCUUCAAGUAUAUCAUAAAUAUUAUGGAUAGACAUUACAGUUUGUGAUUUCUUUACGAUUAAAUUAUAAUGUACAAGGUUUUAUUAAUUUGCUAAUUAUUUGUAAUGUUCAUAGGUUAUCGGAAAACCAGCGAGACAGUUUUUUCUUCUCAGACAGUUUCUGAAAGGGCGUUACUGAUUUAAGUGAUUUAAAAAAUAAAUUAAAUUUUAAAUUACAAGGUAGGCUACUUAUAAUACUAGUAAUCUUUUACUUUUAUUGGUGGUAUGAAAGUACUGUUCGUGAAGAGUUUCUUUUGGUGCGUUAAUUUGGAGAGAAAUUAGAGUUUUCAGUGGUAUAAAACUAUAAAGUAAUCUCGGACAGGUCCUAUAGAAAAUAACCACCUAUUCAGAAACUACAACUCCUGUGUUUUUUACUGUACCUGAACGUGGUCGCCGCUCGAAACUAGUAGUGUCGUCUUAAACUAGUUAUCACCAUGAGACAAGCAGGAGGUACUUCGUUACAAAUCUGAGUAUUUAGAUACAGUCAUAUGAUGCCACAGGCUAAGACUUGUGACAUACUGCUGAGUUAUAAUAGGACUGAAGUCAUGGCUACAGCUAGGGAUUCAACUAUUUCUCUUUCCAAAUGUUUUCGGAGAUUCUUUUGCCAUUCAUUUUCCAAAAGGUAUUAUAAUGCAGGAUUAUGUACAAAUGAACGUGUGAAAGUAAAGAAGAUUUAUUCUUUUACGGAAUGACACGGUAUCCACUAACCUAUGCAGUGAAGAGCAAUUUCAUAAUUUCACUUUCUUCAGAUUUCAAGUGUAUAUGUGGUUGACGUUGUGGGUUCCAUGGGAACCCAAAGGUGACACCACAGAUGUUUAGACGUCAGUGUAUUCAUCCAAGUCGCUUCACAAUACAUAUUCGGUUAUCCAUCCCACUGCAAGAGUGAUGCAGUUCACCAAAUAGGCCAGCUAGAUACAAGAUAACGGGUAAAAAACGCACAGGUGAACAAGACCAGCAACUUCAGACUCUAAAAAAACAGAAUUAGUGUAAACUGUAUUUUACAGUGCUGUUACGCCAUAAUCAGUAAUUAUUCACUGAAAAAAUUACGUUAUGAAGGAAAAGAAGUAUAUUCUGCAUACGCAUGAUGUUACUACAGAUGUUGACCCAUACACAACUAGUACGUCACUCUCACAUUUUGUUGUUCAAGAGGCCGCCAGCCUCUGGUGAAGAUGCGUAUUUUCUUCGGCAUCUGCAACAAUCAAUGAAUUUAUUUUAAAGAUACUUUCCAAUAAAAUUUAAGCUGAAACAAAAAUUACACACAUCUGAUUUUCUGACGUAUUACCACCUCUAGGGACUCUCAGCACCCUUCUGUUCUUGAAGUUUGAUUUGAUACAAACCUUGUAAAGCCAUUUUAUGUAUUUGUACCAGGACGCUGCUAUUUUUGAAGCUUUAUUCAAUAGUUGUACAAUAGGCGAUAAGCUUAAUUCGGCUACAUUGUCGUUUUCAAACGAUAUGCAGUUAUAUAGCGCUAUUAGUAUAUACAGUUUUUACGUUAAAUAUCUAAUUGGUUUUGUAACAGUGUGUCCAGUAUUUACUUCCAUAUCUCGUUGUUGACGUUGUAGCUGUCAAGUAUUUCUGCGUGCUGUAUUUGUAGAGUAG